ACCUUGUGACUAGUAGACCGUCGGCCAUACUUGGGAUCAGUCCUGGCUGGAGUUUUUUAUGCAAAAGAAAAAAGGUGAAAAGGCAACCCAAAAAAAAGUGAAAAGAACAACAAGAAGAGAAAAUGUCGAUCUUCAGGAGUGAAAAGAUGAGCUUGUACCAGCUCUUUUUGCAGAACGAAUCUGCAUAUCGCUGCAUGUCCGAACUGGGGGAACUGGGUUGCGUCGAGUUCCGUGACUUGAAUUCGGAAGCCACGGCGUUCCAGCGAACUUUCUCUGCCGAAGUGACCCGCUGCAACGAGAUGGAGCGAAAGCUGCGCUAUCUGGAAGCGCAAAUCAUUAAAGAAGGCGUCAAAAUCGACGAGUUGGAUGAUAUGCCGCUUGCUCCGUUGCCAAAGGAAAUGGUCGAUCUUGAAGCAGCACUGGAUAAGAUGGACAGCGAAUUGCGAGAAAUCAACGCUAACAAUGAGGCGUUAAAUAAAAACUUUGUAUCGCUGACAGAAAUGAAAUUUACGCUCCAAAAUGCCGAAAACUUUCUCGGUGAUAGGGAAAGCAUUUUUGGAGCAGCCAGUGUCAAUGAUACGAGCGGUGCUUUGACUCUCGAGGAUGGAUUGACCCAGCAGCAGGCCAUGCAACGCUUCAGGUUCGUCACGGGCGUGAUCAGCCAAGAGAGAGCCCCAGGAUUUGAACGCAUGUUAUGGCGAGCUGGUCGUGGAAAUAUCUACUUGCGCAUUGCUCCUUUGCCCGAACCGCUCAAGGAUCCAGUAACGGGCAAUGACGUACUUAAAUCAGUAUUCAUCGCGUUUUAUCAAGGCGAUCAACUUAAAGGACGAGUCAAAAAGAUUUGUGAGGGCUAUCACGCUGCCCUGUAUCCGUGUCCGGAAUCAGCUGCUCAACGCCGGGAGACCAGCAUUGGCGUGUUUUCACGCCUUCAAGACUUGACAACCAUCCUCGAUCAAACCAAGCAACAUCGUCACCGGGUCCUCGAAGCUUCCGCUAAGCAUUUGCGUUCCUGGGUCGUCAAAGUUCGCAAGAUCAAGGGUAUUUUUCAUACGCUGAACAUGCUCAGCGUUGACGUCACUUCUAAGGCACUGAUUGCGGAAUGCUGGAUUCCUGACGCUGAUGAGCCGAGAGUUCGUUUGGCUCUCAAACAAGCAAGUGAAGCCAGUGAUUCAGUUUUCCCACCAAUUUUGAACGAGUUGCCGACCAACGCCAAACCGCCAACGUAUUUCCGCACGAACAAGUUCACUUACGGUUUCCAGGCUCUAGUCAAUGCGUACGGAAUUGCCAACUACCGCGAAGUCAAUCCCGGCCUAUACACCAUCAUCACUUUCCCGUUUCUCUUCGCUGUCAUGUUUGGCGAUGGAGGGCAUGCGCUUAUCGUGACUAUGUUUGCCUCCUGGAUGUGUUUGAAUGAAGAGAAAUUGUCUAAAAUCAAGGAAGAGGUGUUUAGCAUCAUCUUUGGAGGCCGUUACAUUAUCUUACUGAUGGGCUUCUUUUCAAUUUACACCGGAUUUAUCUACAACGACUUCUUCGCCAAAGCGUUCAACAUAUUCGGCUCUGCUUGGGUCGUUAAUUACCCAAGUGAACGACAUCCUGGUGGUGAAUAUCUGAUUGGCGAGGGCAGUAUGGAGAGCGCAAUGCUCGUACCCGAUCGUCAUUACGAUGUCUGUCCGAAUAAAACCACAACCAGGGUAUUCGGUUUAGACAACGAAACAGAUUUUCAGGCGUGCGGACAUUAUCGGCAGGAUCCCUACCCGUUCGGCGUGGAUCCCGUGUGGGUCAUAGCCGAAAACAAGAUCGUCUUCCUCAACUCGUACAAAAUGAAAUUGUCCAUCAUCUUCGGUGUCUUUCACAUGAGUUUCGGCAUCUUCUUGAAUCUAUGGAACUUUACGUACUUUAAGCGCCGUUUAGCCAUUCUAGUGGAAUUCUUGCCGAGAAUUCUCUUUUUCUGGCCACUCUUUGGUUACAUGAUGUCGCUUAUGUUCCUUAAGUGGGUCAAGUACGGAGCCAACAAAGAAGAUCGUGUGCUGAAAUCUGAUUGUGCCCCAUCGAUUCUAAUCACUUUCAUUAAUAUGAUGCUUUUGAGCUACGGCGAAGAUAAGACGAAACCGCCGAACGAAGAGUGCAAAACGGUUUUCAUGUUUGGUGACGACGAAGGUACUACCCAGAAAACCAUUCAAAUAGCCUUCGUGAUUAUUGCUGUUCUCUCAGUCCCAGUUUUGCUUCUUGGCACGCCCCUCCAAUUUAAAAUGAAAGAAAACAGGAUGAAAAAAGCCAGGGCCUCUUACAGCAACGACAGUGGAAGCAGCAGAAGUGACGGAAAUGAGCCAGAAGAUAGGGAGCCCAUUGUAAAUAGUUCCACGAUGAAUGUUGAAUCUGGCGGGAAACACCCGGAACCCAUCGGUGAUUACGAUCAAAACCAAGGUGGCAGUCACGACGACGAGCACAACACAUUCGGAGAUGUCAUGAUCUACCAGUCCAUCCACACGAUUGAAUUUGUUUUGGAGUGUAUUUCGCAUACCGCAUCAUAUCUCCGUCUUUGGGCCCUCAGUCUUGCCCAUUCUCAGUUGUCUGAAGUACUAUGGUUCAUGGUAUUGAGAAUUGGUUUCAAGGCCCUUCCAGGUUAUUAUGGCAGCAUUUCGAUUUUCUUGACGUUCGCUUUUUGGGCUAGCGCUACCGUGUCUAUCCUGAUCGCCAUGGAGGGCAUGUCGGCCUUCUUACACACCUUACGUCUUCACUGGGUUGAGUUCCAGAGCAAGUUCUACAAGGGAGAGGGAGUCAAGUUCCACGCAUUCCACUUUAAGCGAGUUACUGACGAUGUUAAAGAUGACUAACAGUAAAUCCCAAGUGGAACAAACAUAUGUAAUACGAUAGGUACAAUACACAGCAAGCACAGGCAUACUUGAA
This is a messenger RNA of Daphnia pulex (common water flea), 2907 nucleotides long. Its product is annotated as V-type proton ATPase 116 kDa subunit a1-like. The coding region runs from base 123 to 2834 and encodes 903 amino acids. Gene Ontology annotation, cellular component: plasma membrane; vacuolar proton-transporting V-type ATPase complex; vacuolar proton-transporting V-type ATPase, V0 domain. The transcript has 17 exons. The record is from RefSeq and is a predicted model, not a curated record. NCBI's taxonomy places the organism in Eukaryota, Metazoa, Arthropoda, Branchiopoda, Diplostraca, Daphniidae. Gene Ontology annotation, biological process: vacuolar acidification; proton transmembrane transport. Gene Ontology annotation, molecular function: proton-transporting ATPase activity, rotational mechanism; ATPase binding.